AUGGCAAAUAUUUCACCUUUAACACAAAAUUCUAUGGGAAAACCUAUUUCAUCAGCUCAACGCAUUAUGAUUGUAAAUUUAUAUAAGAUGGAAUUAAAAAAAAAUCCUAAUAUAACUGUUCGAGAAGCUCGGAUUUAUAUAUCGAAACUAAUUGGCAUCGGACGACGAACAGUUUCAAAUGUCAUCAGAGAAUAUAACGCCAACAAAACUGUCAUCUCUCCGUGCAAAACUCGCAUAAUGACAUCAUUUAAAGAUAAGUUUGACGAUUUACAAAUGAAUGCAGUACGUUUGCAUGUUCAUUCAUUCUGGUUUAAUAAAAAAAUACCCACAUUGGACAAAAUACUGCAAGUUAUUAAAGACGAUUACACUUUGCCAAAUAUUUCCGGAAUGAAUUUGCAUCGUCUGUUGAAAUCUAUGGACUUCGUUUACACGAAACACGGUCGCAAUAGUGCCGUUAUAGAAAAGGAUAAAAUUGUUUUGUGGCGUAGACGGUAUUUAGAAAAUAUUCGUAAAUAUCGUGAAGAAGGACGGCAUUUAUACUAUCUCGGCGAAACAUGGGUCAACGCAGGCGACUGUACCAGCAAAACGUGGGUCGACAGAACAAUUAAAUCGCCUCGUGAUGCGUUUCUACAAGGUCUCACGACAGAGUCUCAGAAUCCAUCUGGUAAAGACAAGAGGCUCAUUGUUCUUCACAUUGGGUCAGAAGAUGGGUUUGUGCCAGGUGGCCUUUUGUGUUUUGAGUCGAAAAAAACGAUGGAUUACCAUGCAGAAAUUAAUGGCGACACAUUUUACGAUUGGAUGACAGACGUAAUACCGCGACUCAAAGAGAAUUGUGUCAUUAUAAUGGACAACGCCCCGUAUCACUCUGUGAAAAAAGAAAAAAUUCCAAAUACAACAACAAAAAAAGCAGACAUCAUAAAAUGGUUACAGGAAAAGGGCGAAGUAAUUGAUCGACCUAUGGUAAUCCCUCAAUUACUCGAUAUAGUAAAGAGACUAAGACCACAAUAUAAUAAGUAUUUAAUUGACGAUCUGGCUGUAACACACAACAGGACAAUUUUAAGACUUCCUCCAUAUCAUUAUGAGUUAAAUCCAAUAGAAUUGGCGUGGGCUAACGUGAAAGAUCACGUAAAAAAGAACAACACCAGCUACAAAUUAAGUGACGUCAAAACACUGUUAUUGGAAGGUAUAGAGAGAGUGGAUGAAAAGAUGUGGAAAAAUUUCAUAAGACACACUAUGAAAGAGGAAAAAAAAUUCUACAAAAUUGAUUUUAUUAUAGAGGAUAUGUUGUCCGCAGAAACACAAAGUCAGACAAUGACGGUUGGCGAUACAUCUUCGGAUUCUGAAUUCGAUAGUGAAUAG
Molecule: messenger RNA, 1359 nt
Organism: Rhopalosiphum maidis (corn leaf aphid)
Lineage: Eukaryota; Metazoa; Arthropoda; Insecta; Hemiptera; Aphididae
Exons: 2
Coding region: 1-1359 (452 amino acids)
Molecular function (GO): nucleic acid binding
Source: RefSeq, a predicted model, not a curated record